GUCCGAGAUGUCUAAUAGGUAGAGGCAAGUACUCACUGCCAGGCUGACAAACAAGGAAGUGGAAGACGGUCCCUCUGCAAGGUCCUGUUCGCUCCAACAUGGCCAAACGUGGGGUGAAGCCCAGUUCCAUGAUUCGGAACUUUGGGAGUGCAUGUUUGGCCAGUGUAGCUUAACACAUCUCCCUGGUAGGAGCUUCUUGUUACUAGUAGUAAUGCCAGGAGGUACUAGUAGCGUCCUUGCUAGUAGUGGUCUUGUUCCUUGUGCACCGAACUUGCUUCCUUACCUUGACCGGCGAUUCCCCACCUCCGCGCUCGUCACCGCUUGCCCGGCUCCGCUUGCCCGGCUGCCCUCAGGGCCGCGUUGUUCGGCCCGAGGGGCGGGAACCCGCCAUGGCACCCUUUGUGUAUCAAUCGGUGCCGCCCCACGAGGGCGAGGUGCGCACCUCCACUGAGGAGGUCUGGCUACUGAGGAGGCCGUGCACGGCCUUGGCACCGGCGGCGGUGGUGGCUGCUGCCGCCUUCCUCUGCAUCUUCCUGGCGGGCAGCCCCAUCUCUUCAACAGAGUCGCCGCCGCCCGAAGCGAUUGCGCGGAUGGAGGGCAUUAGCAAGGAGUUCAGCAUUUUUCAGUUGAGUAUGUCCACGUACGAGAGGAUGUUUGGAGAUACGGAUCCUUUCCAAUUCAAGUGCCCAGUACCUGGGGUGCUCGCUGAAGGCUCCAACAUCCAUUCCUGUUGUGGAGGCUACAACACCUUGGGCUGGCCCUUCCAAUUCUCCGAGUGUCGUCCUUUGGGCUACUGUACCACCUGCUGGGUCGAGAGCUCUCAGGAGGAGAUGCAAAAGCACGAGGGCAUCGAGUUUGCAGGAGCCGCCUGGGCGGCCACCAUCAGUGUGAUGAACAAGGCCGAUCGGAUCCGCUCCGCUUGGGGAAGCCUUUGGGAGGGCCGCGUGAACCGCAGCUUCCGUGGGCCGACGGUGGACGACAUGCACGUGGCCGACCGGCGGAUGCACGCGGUGCUGCGCACCGGGCUGGUGGAAGGCCAGACCAAUGUCUGCCCGGCCAUUGAUGACUGGGAUAUUGAUAUGCUAAAUGAGGAUCGUGAGAACAUCCACGCGCGUGUUUAUAAGUCGGCCCAUGCGAAGCUGGCGAUUGUUGCCUUCCGCGGGACGCAGUUUGAGUCAAUGAAGAACUGGCACGUGGAUGCAGACAUCCAGCGGAUUCCCAUGAAGCUGCCAAACGGCAAUGUGACCUUUGUACAUGAAGGCUUCCUGAACGCGUUGAACCACGUCCUUCCACACGUGAAGCGCUGGGUCGACGGUUACAUCCUGGGGCUCUUCAGCGCGGUGCCGAGCGAUUGGAAUCUGAUCUUCACGGGCCACAGCUUGGGCGGGGCCUUGGCCUUGCUGGCGGCCACCAAGGCCUUUGCGGAGGACUGGCCACGGAAGCCCGAGGCCACCAUUGCCUUCGGCGUGCCGCGGGUGGCGGACGCUGCGCUGGACGACUGGUGGCAAGCACAGCAGCUUUGCGGAAAGCUGAUUCGCGUGAACACCUACAAUGACGUGGUGCAUGUGAUGCCCUUCCACAAGAUGUGGAGCGCAUGGACUGCCGUCAGCGAUGUUUACGACUGUGUGACGUCGCCCCUGAACUGCCUCAGCCCAUCCGCGAACCUAGGAUCGGAUGCGUCGCAGGUGGAAAUUAGCAACCAAUGGGCUCACGUCUGUCCACAAAGCGAGAUUCUGAUCCCGAGCCGUGUGAAAGGUAUCAACCAACAGCUGGAAGAGAUGUCUCCCUUCGGCGGUGUGCUGGCGCACUUGAAUGAGAACUGCCUCUACGGCUAUAUCUAUGCAGUGCUGCACAGCAAUAUCACCUCGCUGGAUAGAUAUUGCAACUUGUCGCCCGAUGUGUGCAAUGUGUCUCAUGUGGGCAUUGAAUCAUAGAAUUGGAUUGCAGGAGAAAAGACGAGCGACCCCAGUCUGAGAUAAGUCGGGCUUACCGGUCAGUCUGUUUCGGGGCUUCUUCAGCG
This is a messenger RNA of Durusdinium trenchii, 2020 nucleotides long. NCBI's taxonomy places the organism in Eukaryota, Dinophyceae, Suessiales, Symbiodiniaceae. The record is from the annotation of a GenBank genome assembly.